CAGCGUGGCAUGAGAUCGAGACGCGUAGAAUAAGGCCAAUAAAAUUAUCCAAUCCAGCCUUUUAUUCCGCCCUUCUCCAGCGAUCAUCAAAUAAUUCUGCCACCAACGACGCUCCUUCUUCUUUGUUUACCAGUCUCCUCUGAGCUGGACUACCAUUUCCAUUCAAAAAAAGGCGAAUUUUCUGACAAGAUAGUUCACCGCCUCUCUCUUUGAUCGCCUCUGCUCUCAUGGCGUCGAUGGCGUUCGGGGGGACGAAGCAGAAGUGCCAGGCCUGCCAGAAGACGGUCUACUUGGUGGACCAGCUCGCCGCCGACGGCAGAAUCUACCACCGGGCCUGCUUCCGCUGCCACCACUGCAACGGCACCCUCAAGUUCAGCAAUUACAGCUCCAUCGAUGGAGCUCUCUACUGCAAGCCUCACUAUGAUCAACUUUUCAAGAUGACUGGAAGAUUGGAUAAAAGUUUCGAAGGUUCUCCAAAACCUACAAAGACAGACAGAUCUAAUGGCCAAAUGGUUGGUGCUAAUAGCAGAUACGCAAGUGUAUUUCUGGGAACUCAAGACAAAUGUUCAGAGUGCAAGAAGACAGUGUACCCUAUUGAGAAGGUGGCUGUUAAUGGGAACUCAUACCACAGGCCCUGCUUCAGGUGUAGCCAUGGAGGUUGCACCAUCAGCCCAGCUAACUUCGUGGCACAUGAGGGAAGGCUUUACUGCAAGCACCACCAUGCCCAGCUGUUCAUGACCAAAGGCAACUUCAGCAGUUUCAGCAAGGUGGAAGAAAAGCCUGAAGAGAUUAAGGUGGUGCCCCCUGAUAAAUUAGGGGCUGAAGCUGUUCAAGUUGAUGUUAACAAAGAGAAUCAGGUGUCGUGUGUCUAGUUGAUGUUAACAUAGAGAAUGUUUGCGUCCUUUUGGUUUCUGAAGUUUUAUUAAAAUUCUGUUUUGGUGUUCUUGAGAGUUUCUAGUUGAAGUGUUUGAUGAGUGAACAGUUUGGCUCAACAAUUUUUCAUAUACAGAUCAAUUGGAUUGACCUUGGCUCAUUUACAAUCUAAGAUCUUUCAGUGUAA
Messenger RNA from Zingiber officinale, 1060 nucleotides. Its product is annotated as LIM domain-containing protein WLIM1-like. Gene Ontology annotation, molecular function: actin filament binding. Gene Ontology annotation, cellular component: actin cytoskeleton; plasma membrane. Bases 228 to 872 code for a protein of 214 amino acids. The record is from RefSeq and is a predicted model, not a curated record. NCBI's taxonomy places the organism in Eukaryota, Viridiplantae, Streptophyta, Magnoliopsida, Zingiberales, Zingiberaceae. Gene Ontology annotation, biological process: actin filament bundle assembly. The transcript is spliced from 5 exons.